GUUCAGAACUCCUCUCACUUCCACCCCAUUUCAAGAGUCCUCCUCCCACAUACACGUCCACAUUUCUUAAUCCUUUCCAUUUUUCCCAUUUCCCUUCCCAAGUUCACUAUUUUUCUCUCGCCAAUCAUUAUCAAUAUGAAAGUCUCCUUCUGCAUCCUCUCCAUUGUUGCUGCUGCUGCUUCCUUUGCUGCUGCUGCCGAUCCUGACCAGAUCCAAAAGAGCUAUAGCUCGAUUGUCUUCCCUAAGGAUUCUGUUCAGAUCCAACUUCGUCAACAAAAGGAUCAGAGCUCUUAUUUUAAUGCCCUCAAGACCUUCAACAAAUUGAUCAGCCCUCUUGAGUUCCCUGAGCAUGCACUCCCCGCUGCCAUUAUCACCCCUCUUAGAGCCAACAACAAUGGCCUGGGAAAGAUUGUCAAGGUUUCAAGGGAGCUUGGUCUCCGUGUUUCGGCCCGUUCUGGUGGAUACCAAUCUGGCUACUCCUCCAAUAUGGCUGCUGUUGAUAGCAACAGAGAGGGCUUUGUUUUAUUGGAUCUAUCCAAGCUCAACAAGAUCACCAUCAAUGCCAAGGCCCGUACUGCCACUGCUGAGCCUGGUGUCACUGGUUUGGAACUCUACAACGAGACUAUCAAGUACGGUCUUCAUUUUGCUGGCCCCCAUACUGCCCGUGUAACCAUCGGAGGCUUCUUGCUCCACGGUGGCAUGGGUAUCGGAUCGCGCCUUCACGGUUCUGGCGUUGACAACGUCAUUGGCUUUGAUAUCAUCACCGCUGAUGGCCGCACUGUUUAUGCUGACGCCAAGCAUAAUAAGGAUCUCUUCUAUGCUGUCCGGGGAGGUGGACAGUUCUUUGGUGUUGUCACAAAGUUCUACCUGCGCUUGGUUCCUAUGGUCAAGGAGCCCACUUUGGUCCCCACAUAUAAUGCUGAAGACGUCAAGAUCGAUCAAGUGUUCGCCAUUUUUGAUCGUCCUCAGGGCAAGGAUCUUUUGGAUUUCUAUGGCAAGUACGACCCUGAGGCUCCCAAGGCCCUUGAGAACAAGAUUAUCUUUGUCGCUGAUCCAAAGACCAACGAUAAACAGUAUCUCUUCGCUUCCGUCUCAGCUGCCCCUUUCAACAGCUCCAUGGCCGUCACCGAGUCCCAGGGUGAGAUCACUCGAUGGUACAAGUCUCUUCCUACCAACUUUGCUACUUCAGAUCCUACUACCUACAGCGGUGUUAUCCACGGCUCUGAUGCCAGCUGGGCUGAUGACGACUUGUCGUACUAUGCAGAGGACCUCUGGUUCCCCGUUCCCUUGCCUCGUGGUCUUCAGGAGACUUUGAUCAAGCAAUGGGACAAGGUCCCCUCAGCUCUGUCCUCUAUGGCUCUUAACACCGGUACCUGGGACGCCCUUACUAAGAAUGCUUUAGGCUAUGACCGAUCUUACUCUCUUUGCAUCUACUCAACCUGGAAGCGUAACGGUACAGCUUCUUGGGACCAGGCUAACAAGGUUUGGUUGGACGAGACUGUCAAAGCUCUCAAGCCCUGGACUCUGGGUUAUUAUGCAAAUGAGUUGCGUCCAAAGGAGCUCGAGGACCGAAACUACUGGCGCAAGUGCUACGAGAAGAAGACUUACAAAACCUUGCAGACCACUAAGAACCGCUGGGAUCCUGAGAACAUCUUCAAGAGCUUGUAAAAAGAUAUGAGAACAUAUAUAAAAAAAAAAAAUCUCUUCCCUUUACCGCAUACUCAUACAGACCUAAUGACACAUAAUCAUAUCCUGGA
Messenger RNA from Lobosporangium transversale, 1757 nucleotides. RefSeq lists its product as hypothetical. The transcript has a single exon. The record is from RefSeq and is a predicted model, not a curated record. The coding region runs from base 136 to 1668 and encodes 510 amino acids. Gene Ontology annotation, molecular function: FAD binding. NCBI's taxonomy places the organism in Eukaryota, Fungi, Mortierellomycota, Mortierellomycetes, Mortierellales, Mortierellaceae.